Molecule: messenger RNA, 1962 nt
Organism: Marasmius oreades (fairy-ring Marasmius)
Lineage: Eukaryota; Fungi; Basidiomycota; Agaricomycetes; Agaricales; Marasmiaceae
Exons: 9
Coding region: 1-1962 (653 amino acids)
Source: RefSeq, a predicted model, not a curated record
AUGUUUCCCUUCCCUCUCUUUCACUAUCUAUUGUUCUAUCUAGUCUUCGAAGUUUCUGCUCAAGGACCCCCUCCCCCUCUAGCGACAUCGACCAACUUGACCAAAGCCCGGUCAGAUGGAGAGAAAGCAUCGAGCGCUAGGUCCGCUAUAGAUAUACAGUUGACUGUUUCAGCAAUAGAUGCAAACGGAACGUUAACCUUCUAUGAUCCUCGUGGGUCUAUUGUUUUCAACGAGCAUGUCUACCCAACUCAAACCCUGCAUCUAGUUCAAAUAACACCCACUCUCUACUCCCAAAUGGCGGAAUUAGACAUAAUAACUCGCAAUACGAGUUAUCGAGAACUCCUACAAGAUCAACUCCCACGAUCGGCGGCAGAACUACUUGACUAUCUGGUACACGGAUACGCAGCCACUAAAGCAUAUAUUGCUUAUCGGGAUGACCACUUCCUGACGUUGGCACAACAAUUAUGGGAAGUCGGGAGAGCGUAUUGUAUCUCGGAUGAAGACAUCGAAGCAAAGAAGAAUGCGAAAAAGACCUCGUCUCUUCGAACUGAAUGCGAUGGGAGUGAGCUCAUUCCUAGUCCUUUUUCCGACAAGAUAAUAACCAAGUUUGAAUGCGUUGGUCACAGAAUCCUUACUGGAACUGACAUUAUUGACAUCAAGACAACAAACUUAACGAACGGGGAGCUUCAGUAUCGAGCUACCUCGGCUUUUUUUACUCUAUCGGCGGUACUGGCCGAAGCGACGUCGAACACUACCUGCAUCAAAGCUGCAAAUCAGACCCUUCAGUUCCUCAAGAAUUUCGGCUACCUUCCACGUUCGAACGAUCCUUCAGACGAGAAAGGUAUCCUCGCCUUGGAUAGCGAUCCACCUUGUCAUAGCGCUUCCUAUGAGCUAUGGUAUCCUACUACCGGGGAUAUUAUUGAAGGGCUCUCCAUUCUCGCGUCUCUGCAGGACGAUGCAGCGACUGACAGCGUCCUCCCUGACGCAAUCAAUUCGUCCACUCUGUACCGGAACACUCAACGGUCAGAUGGCGUUAUUCAAAUAGCGGAGAUGGGUGGCUUCCCGAUGAGCGACCCGUUUCUGGUGCGCGGGCUUGGGACGGCAUAUAGGAAUAAUCACAUCGAACCUGGUAUGCGUGAAUAUAUCAAAGAUUUCAUAAAUAUUCAGUGCAACUACCUACUGGAUGACGCAAUUCUCCAACAGUCGAACGUGUAUAUGGACUCCGGGGCUGGACUGCGACCACCAGCAUCGACUCUCAGCCCGGUAAACCAGACAUACGCUGUUAUGGUGUUUGUCCAGGCUAUCGCUUCUGCCAACGGCACAGGCGUUGGUGAUCCGUCGUCGUCCAACCCUCCGGUAACACCUGGAUCAGGGUCGGGAGGCGGAACCACAAAACCUUCCAAAACGGGCGCGAUAGUAGGGGGUGUUGUAGGAGGUGUAGCCUUCCUUGCCUUGCUUGCGGGACUGAUAGCGUGUCUUUUCCUUCGCAGAAGGAAGCGGGAACGAGAAUCACUCUCGAUAUACCAGACUUCUCCAUUUCACCUAUCAGGGUCUAACGAGAUGGACGAGUCGAGUCUGACAUUGCCAACAUCUCCGGUAAUACAUGUCAAAUCCCGGUUGUUAAAGGCUAGGUAUCCUGCACCGACAACUCUAAUAAAUCCUACAAGUCCAGCUUCUCCAGUGUCACCGGGAAUACGAGUUAAAAUCCACUUGGACCCUCCGCGUCCUCCAACAGAUCUAGAGUCCUUCGUUGCGACUGCUGAUGAAAUCCCAAGAGCAGAACUUUCCCCAGAAAACGUGGAUUCUGAACCGCUUAACGACGAUCCCCAUGCGAGAUUCCAUGCCAUGUCGACGACGGAGAUGAUUAGAGUCUUGAAUGCGCGUGUUCAAGCAGGACGGUCCAAUAUUCAUACGGAAGGGCCGCCUUCGUAUCCGCACAGCGAGGUUGGUACUCAGGCCUAA